AUGGAACUCGAACAAAAGUGUCCCGACCCCAGCAAGCACCACGAAAUUCUCGAAACGAUAAAUCGAUCAGAAGAUUUCGGAAUAAAUUGGAAAAAUAGUAAUGAAAGAUUUAGUGAUAAUCUCAACGUUUUAAAAACCUGGGCACCCAAAACUGAAAGGACCAAAAAACCUGAACCCGAAUAUGAGAUUAUUUGCUCCCUAACAAUGGAUAAUGAAACAAGUGAAGAUUGUAAAAGUGAAAUUGAAAAGGAUUUUAAAAAUGGUACCUAA
Dentiscutata erythropus is the source of this 270-nucleotide messenger RNA. NCBI's taxonomy places the organism in Eukaryota, Fungi, Glomeromycota, Glomeromycetes, Diversisporales, Gigasporaceae. The record is from the annotation of a GenBank genome assembly.